This is a messenger RNA of Tripterygium wilfordii, 978 nucleotides long. Its product is annotated as BTB/POZ domain-containing protein At4g08455-like. The transcript is spliced from 2 exons. Gene Ontology annotation, molecular function: ubiquitin protein ligase binding. Gene Ontology annotation, cellular component: cytoplasm. Bases 62 to 826 code for a protein of 254 amino acids. Gene Ontology annotation, biological process: proteasome-mediated ubiquitin-dependent protein catabolic process; regulation of proteolysis. The record is from RefSeq and is a predicted model, not a curated record. Lineage: Eukaryota; Viridiplantae; Streptophyta; Magnoliopsida; Celastrales; Celastraceae.
AUUUCAAAAAAAAAUAAAAAUCGAGUCUCCUUUUACCAACUCCUACAAUCGGCCAAAAGAAAUGCUACCCCACUCCGUCCAGUCGGGUCGAACCGCAGAGCGAGACGGAGGGGAGAGGAGGAUGAAGUGCGUAUCCUGUAGAGACGAGUACGGGGCACACGACGCCGGCACUUGCAAGGAGUGCUACGAGGAGGCGAGCGAGACAGAGGAGGAGCUCAAACGGGAGAUCGAGGAUCUCAAGGCCAAAGUGAGCUUCUUGCGCUUCGAUAACCACCAGCAAAGGCCUUCCUUUACCGAUGUCGUUUUGGUCGCCUACGAUGGACAGCCCGUGCCCGUUCCCGUUCCCGUCCCUGCUCAUAAGGCCGUCUUGAUGAGUCGUUCCCCAGUAUUUAAAGCAAUGCUUGAGACUGAGAUGGAGGAAAGCCGGAGUGGCACCAUUAAGAUAAGUGAUGUGUCUUAUGACGCACUUCGUGCAUUUGUGAAUUAUUUGUACACUGCCGAAGCAUGCCUUGACGAGCAGAUGGCCUAUGACUUAUUGGUGUUGGCGGAAAAAUACCAAGUGAAGCAUCUCAAGGCUUAUUGUGAGAAGUUCCUUGUAUCCAAAUUGAAUUGGGACAAUUCAAUCAUGAGUUAUGCCUUUGCACACCAGCACAAUGCAAAGCAUGUUCUUGAUGCUGCAUUGUCGAUGAUCACAGAAAAUAUGAACAAGGUUACAAAGCGAGAAGAGUAUGUAGAGCUUUUGCAGAAGGAACCCCGGCUUAUCGUGGAUAUCUAUGAAGCCUAUGUCGCCAAACUAGAAAAUACUGCCGCACACAAGGAUUCUUGAUCAGAAGAUGAUAGUAUGUCUUUAUAAAAAGAAAAUAUUGGACGUCGAUGAAGUCUUCUUUAAUUGGAACAGAUAUUGGUCAUUUGUUGGUAAUGUACAUAAUGAAUCUACAUUACAAAGAUUCCCAAUAAGUAUUUUUACCUAAUUCUGUC